ACAGGUUCAGAGGAGAAAACAACAGUAUGGAACAGUAUUUAUAGACCAUACACAAACAGAAGGAAAGAGAAGACCUGUUAAAAAAAAAAAUCAAAGAAAGAAAAGUGCUGUACAUACAGAUCCCCAAUCAGCGUGAAUGGCAUUUACAAAGGAUUCAUUUGAAUGGAUUAAGUGGCUUUUCACAGCUGCCUGGUGGCUGCUAGUUGUUUUUUCAGUACAAGAGAUUGAUGGGGGAGGAUAUGCAUAUAUUGACCCAUGUGGAGGACAGGAUUGUUCAGUUUGUCGGUGCUUUCCAGAAAAAGGAUCAAGAGGUCAACCUGGUGAGCUGGGAGCUCAAGGUCCAAUUGGGUCCUUGGGAUCUACAGGACCAGCUGGUCUGCCAGGGGAAAAAGGACAGAGAGGUGAGACUGGGCAACCUGGGCCAUCUGGAGAAAGAGGUGAUAAGGGCCCAACUGGAGUCCCAGGAUUUCCUGGUUUAGAUGGCAUUCCUGGAUUACCAGGAAGUGGAGGACCCAGGGGCAAGCCUGGUUUAGAUGGCUGCAAUGGCUCAAGAGGAGAUCCAGGAUUUCCAGGCGAAAAUGGUUAUAUUGGACCACAUGGUCCUUAUGGGAAUCCAGGGCAAAAAGGAGAAAAAGGAAAUUCAGUGUAUGUUUCACAUUUUGGAAAAGGACCUCCAGGAGAUAGAGGUGAUCCUGGACCCCCUGGCACGCCCGGACCUAUAGGGUCGAGAGGUACACCGGGCCCAUCUGGAUACCCAGGCCAACUAGGCUUGCCUGGUAUUCCGGGUUACCCUGGUUUGCCAGGUGAACAGGGAAAUCCUGGUAUUGGAGUGGACGGACAAAAGGGGGAGCCGGGUGACAUUGGACUUCCUGGGCCACCUGGGUCACCACUGUUAGUUGGACCUCCUGGAACUCAGCUCUUCAAAGGAGAAAAGGGCCAAAAAGGACUACCUGGGGUAACAGGACACAGAGGACCACGUGGACCAAAGGGUAUACUUGGGAGAGGAGAAAAGGGUGAAAAAGGCAUUCCUGGAUUCCCUGGAUUGCGGGGUGAUCCUGGUUCUUAUGGACCUGCAGGUUCUCCUGGAAUGAAGGGGGAAAUAGGAUUUGCUGGGUUUCCUGGACAACCUGGCUACCCAGGCAUACAGGGGGAUCCAGGAGAAAAAGGCCCCCCAGGUCCUCCUGGAACUGUUGAAACUCCGCUGCUUCCUAUAAAAGGUCCACAAGGAGAUCCUGGAUUUCCGGGUCCUGCUGGUGAGACAGGGUCAGCUGGACCAAUUGGGCCUGCAGGCCUGCUGGGAAGACCAGGAGAUGAUGGAACAAGUCUGCCUGGCCUGCCAGGAGUAAGUGGAGCAGCAGGACCUCAAGGUUUUCAAGGUGACCCUGGUCCUCCUGGAACAGGUGAAUCAAUCCCAGGAAGAUCUGGAUUUCCUGGACCACCAGGCCUACCAGGACAGCCAGGAAGACAAGGCUUACCUGGACCACCCAGUGUGAUCUGUACUGACAGAGGGAUCCCUGGAGAACCUGGAAUAAAAGGUCAGAUGGGACUUCCAGGAAGAAAAGGGGAAAAAGGAGAAAAGGGAAAUCAAGGCCUCUGCGCUUGUAGUGCUGGUCCUCCUGGUCCACGUGGAAUGCAAGGACUUCCAGGUACUCAAGGAAGGAAAGGACAUAUGGGAUACCCUGGAAGAGAUGGAGAAAAGGGUGACCCAGGCCUAUCUGGUGCAAUGGGGUCACCAGGACUCCCUGGGCCACCUGGUUCUGCUGGACAACAUGGUGAAAAAGGAGAGAAAGGUGAUCCAGGAAGAGUUAGAAUAAAAGGAGCAAAGGGUGAAAGAGGUCCUGCUGGGGUUCCAGGAUUUCCAGGUCAAAGAGGUAAUGAUGGCCGAGAUGGGGAACUAGGAUUGCCUGGGGAAAAAGGAGCUGAGGGUGAUUCUGGAGUACCACUGCCAGGUGAUAAAGGAUUCCCUGGGGUCCCAGGCCUUCCUGGGGUAAAAGGACAAAUGGGAUUGCCUGGUUUUGGGUUUCCUGGCCCUCCAGGAAUCAGAGGCAGCCGUGGAGACUUUGGUGAUACUGGUAAUAUUGGGCCACCUGGUCCAAAGGGCCAGAAAGGUGAGACUGCCUACAUUACAUUACCUUACCCUGGAAAUCCAGGUCCCCCAGGUUUUAAAGGCGUUCAAGGACCAAAGGGUUUAAAAGGACUCCCCGGUCAUCCAGGACCAAACGGCUUUGAUGGGCAAAAAGGCCAUCGAGGCAGGCCAGGAGCAGGAAUCCCUGGGCCAGAAGGCUUUCGAGGCAAAGUUGGUGAUCCUGGUGAUGAAGGUGAAAGAGGAUCUACAGUUGAUGGUAAAAAUGGCCCUGCAGGUCCACGUGGCGUAGAUGGUCAGAAAGGUGUUGCAGGUGAUGUCACAUAUGGUCCUCCAGGAAUCCCAGGCAACAGGGGACUGCCAGGACCCCCUGGUGCACAAGGAGCAAGGGGUGAUCCAGGCAUUCCUGGGCCUCAAGGACAGCCUGGUGUCCCAGGAUUUACAGGUGCCAAAGGUUUUAGAGGACCAGAAGGUGAUAUAGGAGCACCAGGCUGUCCAGGCUUCCCUGGUCCACCAUGUGACACAGGCUUACCAGGGCCACCAGGACUUGUAGGUGUCAUGGGCCUGCCAGGACCUCAAGGCUUACCAGGCUUUAAAGGUCAAAGGGGGGACAGGGGCCUAGCUGGGCCACCUGGAAUCAAAGGUCUCAAAGGCUCUCCUGGCUCACAAGGUCCCCCAGGUCCUCCAGGCUCUCGAGGACUUCCAGGACUUCCAGGCAAUAAAGGACCACCUGGUUUCCCAGGAAAAGCAGGAAGCAAAGGGAUUCAAGGACCCCAAGGAUUCCCAGGACUCCCAGGAACACAAGGCCCAAUGGGGAUCUCUGGUGUUAAAGGAGAAGAAGGAGAAAUGGGUCCACCUGGGCCUAGUGGAGAAUGUGGGGAUAUGGGAAUAAAAGGUGAAAGAGGGCCUCCAGGAGACAGUGGCUGUAUUAACAUGCAUCUUGAGAAAGGACAAAAUGGGGAACCAGGGUUUCCUGGUGAGAAUGGAUUUAGAGGUGAAAGAGGUGAAAAAGGCAAUACUGGUUUCAGAGGCACCCCAGGAUUUCCAGGGAAGAAUGGUGUCCCAGGACUGCCUGGUGACCAUGGUGACACUGGAUUGAUGGGGUUUCCAGGAUCACAGGGUUUCCCAGGACCAAAGGGCUUAAAAGGAAUUACGGGUUUUCAAGGACAACCAGGUGACCAGGGUGACCAUGGCUUACCAGGAAUCCCUGGCAAUCCAGGACCGCCUGGCCCAAAAGGAUCCAAAGGCAAGAGAGGUGACCCCACUCCUCUGACUGGUACACAUGGUCCAAAAGGGCAUACUGGAGAUCCAGGAUUACCAGGACUCCAUGGAUUCCCAGGAGACAAGGGUUCACCAGGUAUCCAAGGGCAACCAGGAAGACCAGGAUCCAAGGGUGACCCUGGAAACCCAGGAAUACCUGGACUUCCAGGAGCUACAGGUCCUCAGGGAUUGCCAGGAGAACCUGGAGAAAAAGGGAAACAUGGAAUUUUGGGACCUCCAGGACUGCAAGGAUUAGCUGGAUCCCAAGGCAGAAAAGGUCUUCCUGGACUGCCCGGACUGGAUGGCUUGGAUGGACUAAAAGGUCAAAAAGGUUCUGCAGGAGCUCCAGGUCAAAGUGAAACAGGGCCUCCAGGAUACUCAGGAGAAUUUGGACCAAAAGGACAGAGAGGUGAACCUGGAUGGCCUGGUAUUUCUAUUCCAGGCCCUCCUGGAGAAAGAGGAUUCCCAGGAUUCCCAGGUAGAAGAGGACCUGUUGGACCCACUGGACCUAUGGGAAGAUCUCCUGAUAGUGCUUCUCCUGGUCCUCCAGGUGAUCAGGGACCACCUGGUUUAGAUGGCAUCAGAGGUCAUCCUGGGAAUCCUGGUCCUCCUGGAGAGACUAUCUUUGUGCGGGGAGAUCCAGGUGAUACCGGUCAUCGAGGGGCACCCGGUAAUCCUGGGCAGCGAGGGCGACAGGGAGCCAGAGGUCCUCCAGGGAACGAAGGAAGAGAAGGCCUAAAAGGCCCUAUGGGAAGCCAUGGCCCACAAGGUCCACCUGGUGCUACAGGACAACCAGGAGAUGAAGGUCUUCAAGGAAAACCUGGUCCCAGAGGUCCCACAGGUGACCCUGGUGAACCAGGAAAAACAGAUGAUUCGUGCCCUACAAUCCCAGGGCCUCCUGGGGAAGCAGGGCAAAGAGGAGAUGACGGCUCUGCGGGAUUACCAGGGCCUAUAGGACAUCCUGGACCUCAAGGACAAAAAGGUGAAGAAGGGUCAUGUGGCCUGCCAGGUCAGGAUGGCUUACCUGGGGUACCUGGACCACCAGGUGACCAAGGACAUAUAGGACAGCAAGGAUACGCUGGGCCACGAGGUCCACCUGGCCAGACUGGUAUCCCAGGACCACCAGGCCCCCAUAUUAGAUCUGCAAGUGGAUUCUUGCUUGUCCUUCACAGUCAAUCAGACAAAGAACCACUCUGUCCGCACGGGAUGCCAAAAUUAUGGACUGGCUAUAGUCUGCUGUACCUGGAAGGACAAGAGAAAGCUCAUAAUCAAGAUCUUGGUCUGGCAGGAUCUUGUCUUCCUUUGUUUAAUACCAUGCCAUUUGCUUACUGUAAUAUCAACCAAGUUUGUUACUAUGCCAGUCGAAAUGACAAGUCUUACUGGUUGUCGAGUGCUGCUCCUUUACCAAUGACACCACUCUCUGAAGAAGAAAUACAGCCAUAUAUAAGCAGAUGUGCUGUAUGUGAGGCUCCAGCCCAAGCAGUAGCAGUUCACAGCCAAGAUCAGUCAAUUCCUCCCUGCCCACGGAACUGGAGGAGUCUUUGGAUAGGAUAUUCCUUUUUGAUGCACACUGGAUCUGGUGAUCAGGGUGGUGGACAGUCCCUUAUGUCACCUGGAAGUUGCCUAGAAGACUUCAGAUCAGCACCAUUCAUUGAAUGCCAGGGUCAGCGGGGAACAUGCCAAUUUUUUGCUAACGAAUACAGUUUCUGGUUAACAACUGUGGUACCCGAAUUGCAGUUUGCAUCAGCUCCCCUAUCAGGAACUCUUAAAGAAGGACAAGAGCAGAGAAAAAAAAUCAGUAGAUGCCAAGUAUGCCUGAAACAUGGCUAACAAGCAAUACAAACCCAAUUAAAACUAAUUGAAAAGAAAUAGUAGCACAGUGAUAAAACAGGUGAACUUACCUGUGUGAUGAAUAGAAGAAGUGUUAGGUCAAUUGUCUGAACUUGAAGCUACUAUGUUUUGUCCAUUUUUUUAUUAUUUUUUUUUUUUUGGUAAUACACCACCAAAAAAAGAACCAUCACCUAUAAGAUACUUAUGGAACCAUAGCUCUGGAGAUGCUUUUUAUUUUAUAAAGCUUUGAUUAUGAAAAUGUUUAUAAGCCAAAGCACUAAUCACCAUUUGAAAAAAAAUUAAAAAACAUUUAUGCCUCCUUCAUUCAGCUAUAAACCCAGAACUGCUAAAUGUGUAUUUCAAUCAUGGUGAAACUACUGAAAACACAGAUAAAUGGAGAAUUCAUUAUGUGCAGAAAGGCCACAAAUGCUCCUUUUACUACUUAAAUGAGCUGCAUUUUAAUAGAAUGGAAUAAAACGUUUCCCAGCACUUUCCAGUUUGUGUUCACUAAGAGAGGUGCCCCAGCAAAAGGAUUUUCAAGAAAACUAAGAUCCACAUCCAAGGGCCCUAAUUCAAAGCAAACUCCCUCUGAAGCCAUCACAACUACAACAGGCUGAUCAGCCAAUUUAAAGUUGGAUACACAAACUCAAAGAGCAGGAAAAACAGACAUUCCAGUCUCAGGCACAGGAAAAUAAAACAGUCAGAGGUAAGUCCAUUCAAGUGUAAAUACAUUCAGAUGGUGCUACUUCCUUCUGACAGGUUGAAGACAAGAUGGAAUAAGGAGUAAGACAAGUAAAACAAGUAAAAUAGAUUUUUGAA
Messenger RNA from Pezoporus occidentalis (night parrot), 5992 nucleotides. It is a transcript of the gene COL4A4, whose product is annotated as collagen type IV alpha 4 chain. The record is from RefSeq and is a predicted model, not a curated record. NCBI's taxonomy places the organism in Eukaryota, Metazoa, Chordata, Aves, Psittaciformes, Psittacidae. Gene Ontology annotation, molecular function: extracellular matrix structural constituent conferring tensile strength. Gene Ontology annotation, cellular component: collagen type IV trimer. The transcript has 46 exons. Gene Ontology annotation, biological process: glomerular basement membrane development; collagen-activated tyrosine kinase receptor signaling pathway. The coding region runs from base 137 to 5173 and encodes 1678 amino acids.